GCCGCAGGGAAGGGGCCGGGGGCGGCGCCCAGUGCUCUGCCGCAGCUGUCUCAGCUCCCCCUAACCUCCGAUUUCUGCAGGUCUGCGGGGCCCAGUGUCGCGGCGGCGCGAAUCCGGAGGAGGGGAAGAAGGCAAGGAUAGGCCCAGAAAAACAACCAGAAAAAAAUCUCAUCAUGGCAAAUAUCCAUCAGGAAAACGAAGAAAUGGAGCAGCCCGUGCAGAAUGGAGAGGAAGACCGCCCUUUGGGAGGAGGUGAAGGCCACCAGCCUGCAGGAAAUAAUAGACGGGCACAGGCCCGCCGACUUGCCCCUAAUUUUCGAUGGGCCAUACCCAAUAGGCAGAUCAAUGAUGGGAUGGGUGGAGAUGGAGACGAUAUGGAAAUGUUCAUGGAGGAGAUGAGAGAAAUCAGGAGAAAACUUAGGGAGCUGCAAUUGAGAAAUUGUCUGCGUAUUCUUAUGGGGGAGCUCUCUAAUCACCAUGACCAUCAUGAUGAAUUUUGCCUUAUGCCUUGACUUCUGCCAUUUUCCAUGAGAUUAAUACUGUGAUUCCCACUGUUUUCCUUUUCCUUGCAUUUUCCUGAUAAGCCUUUACUGAUCUGUUUGCUGUGAACCUUAUGUUAUUUCCAUGUCUCAAGUGGGUCUUGCGUUGCCAGCUUCUGACUGAAGAUUGCCUUUGCACCCAGCCUAAGUUUCUGUCAGCAGUAGAGUUUUACCCAUUUGCAUGGAAAAAUGUAAAGUUAAUAAAGCAGUUAAAAAGCAAUCUAAA
Ictidomys tridecemlineatus (thirteen-lined ground squirrel) is the source of this 765-nucleotide messenger RNA. Lineage: Eukaryota; Metazoa; Chordata; Mammalia; Rodentia; Sciuridae. The record is from RefSeq and is a predicted model, not a curated record.